CAGCAUAACCACUCACACUCGUUAAAAAUGGCUAGAGCGAUGCACACAGUCUGGAUUGCUCUCGUACCAACACUAUUUGUUUUUCUCCAAGGAAUAAAUGUGAAGGCAGCAACGUUCGAUAUCACAAACCAGUGCCCCUACACGGUCUGGGCAGCGGCAAGUCCAGGUGGAGGGCGACAGCUGGCAAAAGGGCAGACGUGGACCAUCCAAGUCCCGGCGGGAACAACCGGGGGCAGAGUAUGGGCACGCACGGGCUGUUCUUUCGACAGAAGCGGUCGGGGCACCUGCCAAACCGGUGACUGCAACGGCAUGCUCAGCUGCCAAGGCUACGGCCAGGUGCCAGCGACCCUGGCCGAAUAUGCCCUCAACUAAUACAUGAAUCUUGACUUCUACGACAUCUCUCUCGUCGAUGGCUUCAAUGUGCCUAUUUCCAUGACUCCCACUUCGACAAACCCUAACUGCAAGGGGAGAAUUACAUGUUUGAGCGACAUUAAUUCCAAGUGUCCUUCUGAGCUGAAGGUGAAUGGUGGAUGCAAAAGCGCCUGCGCCAGAUAUAAUACGGCCCAAUACUGCUGCACAGGAGCAUCUGCCAACAACUGUGGUCCAACCAAUUACUCCAAGUUUUUCAAGGGGCAAUGCCCCCAGGCCUACAGUUACGCCAAGGAUGAUGCCACCAGCACCUUUACUUGCCCUAGCGGAACCAACUAUAAAGUUGUCUUCUGCGGCUAACUUUAACUCCCCUUCUUUGCCUUUCCGGAUAUCUAACCCUAAGUAAUAAAUAAUGAGGAAGUAGUAGUAUCUCUGUGCUCCGCAUCAUGCGUUUGAGCUGUUAAAGGUAUUAUCAGAUGUUAAAAUAAUAGAACUGAAUUGUUGUACA
Molecule: messenger RNA, 877 nt
Organism: Cryptomeria japonica (Japanese cedar)
Lineage: Eukaryota; Viridiplantae; Streptophyta; Pinopsida; Cupressales; Cupressaceae
Product: pathogenesis-related thaumatin-like protein 3.2
Exons: 2
Biological process (GO): defense response
Cellular component (GO): extracellular region
Source: RefSeq, a predicted model, not a curated record